AUGUCAACGGUCGAACUACGAUGGCAAGUGGUGCGGGAUCUGGCCAUCCAUAAGCUGCGGUACGGUCAGGUGAACGAAGCAAUCGAAACCUUCACCGAAGCACUCGCUGUCGCACCUCCGGCAUCGACCGGUGACGAAGAUGGCGAAUCGGCGAUGGUGCGCACCGGAAAGGCCAGCGCUGAGCUGGCCGCAUCCACACCGGACCAAGCCCUGGAAACGCUUCGGAAAUCGAGCACGAACUAUCCGGCAACACUGCUACGUUGUCGUGCCCUGUACGGAGUGGCCGAUCUUGAACGGCAUCUGUUAACGGCUGCAAAUGGCCACCGGAUACAGGGACCACCCGGUGGACCUCGCAAUCGAGCACUCGAGUCAGAGAUAGAUCUCGGUCGAUCAACGUACGAUGGUGUGCUCGGUGACCGUGCCGGUGCCUCGUUGCUCGAGUACCGCCAUCGCUUUCCACAGAUCGAAACGGAACAGCGGAUACGGAAAGCCCGGGCCAUCGAUCGACCUCGCUGGAAGGUGCUGGCCGAGGCGGGCGAGUGUGAUGUGAUCAGUGUGCAGGAAACGGUACGCCAGGAACCACCGAUACGGGAACGGGCACGCCGUGACACGAACAUGCGCAUCCUCGGACAGCUGUACCUCGGGCGUGGCUGGCAGGAUUGGAUGUUCUGCAAGGACCUGCGCACCGAUGACCGGCAUGGGGCGACCGUGAAUCUACCGCAAACCCCCGACAGCUCCGUUACCAUGUCGACACUGAUUGAGGAAUGCUACGAUCGGACAUCGACUUUCGUGAAGCAAUCCCAGGCACGCUCCCCGCUGUACAGUCACCGGUUUGGGCGGUUCGGUCCACCGGCCAAUCUGCGACGUGAAUGGAACGAACUGGAUCAACUGUUGCGGUACCGUUACCGGGCAUACCGUGCCGUUUACCGGCAACUCGAUCGUUUGCACGAACUACGUGAGAACCGUAAAGCUGUCCAACUGUUCCGAUAUGCCGGUGAGAUACUGAGAGACUUUUACAAGCUCACGACCGUGCGUGUACUGCCCGAUAAGGGUCAGUUCGUGCGCGAAAUUUGCAACUUGGUCGGACUGACCAUCGUCGAUGGUUUGCGGAUUCCGGCGACGCUGAUGGAUGAACCGGCCGAAAAGCGUUUGCUGGUACUGUUCGCAGUACCGCCGGCGAAGGAAACGGUUACGGUGGUGCCCGUCUUCGGUGACAUUUCGACGUACCGCGAUCCGACCGAACCGGACCAUAGCUUUCUGCGUUACAAGGCAAAGAUAACGGAACUGGAGGGACAGUAUCAGCGCGUCCAGUAUCCGAUCGAACGUUGCUUCCUGGACCACGAAAUGGCUCGCCAUCAUCUGCUCAAUGGAUGGCUCGAUGAUGUGAAGGUGAUGGGUACCCGGAUGGUAGAGGAAGCGAUCGGUUGCGGGAGUCAUCUGUGGCGCCUGAUUGGGCACGUGACGAUCGCUAGGGCACUCUGCGCACAGAACAAUCUGGAGCAGCUGGCGAAGCUGCUCUGUCAGGUCGCGGAAUUUGUGUCCCUCUCGCUACAGGACGAAAGAGUUGAAUUCUUCGUGGAACUGGCCCAGAAAUUGACGCAAGGGUUGCUCAACCGAAAGCAGGAUGACGAACUGCAGCUCUCCAGCUGA
Messenger RNA from Anopheles darlingi, 1650 nucleotides. RefSeq lists its product as uncharacterized. The record is from RefSeq and is a predicted model, not a curated record. The transcript has 2 exons. NCBI's taxonomy places the organism in Eukaryota, Metazoa, Arthropoda, Insecta, Diptera, Culicidae. The coding region runs from base 1 to 1650 and encodes 549 amino acids. Gene Ontology annotation, molecular function: protein binding.